CAAGUACCUAACUAACUAGUUGCACAUACUGAAGCAACAAACACAUCUUGGAGAUGAUCCCGCGGUUUUGAUUACAAAUAGUACGAAACUAACCCAUAAGUUGAGCUUCUAUAAGAACUGUUUGCAUAAACAAAACAACAUUUCCAACAUUGAACAGUGGAUCUGCCUCAUUCCAGUUUCUCGUUUCGUUUCAUUUUCCCUCCCCCAGCCGACAGCCAAGCUGUUGAAGUUAUAAAGGUUCUCGAUGGCUCACGCAUCAGGUUCAUCGUCUUCACCUUCUGCCAGUGAAGGCGAGAAAGGCAGCAGCAGCAAAAUGAAGGCAGACGAUCAACAGAGCAUAGCCUCGUCAAUGGACGAGGAUCUAUAUGAGGAGAAGCAACCAAGAAGCUUUCCCCUCGUCAAAGAUAAAAAGGACCAAGAUCUAAAUAGUGCACCUGGUGUGCGGCCCUAUGCCCCCAAUGGCGACCUAUUGGACAGCCAGUCCCGUGCUCCCAGCCGGCACGACACAGAGGGUAUUCGAGAUGCCCCGGAUUUACAUUCUAUCCCUUCCAAUCGACUAUCGCGAGCCCUGAGCCGGACUGUGACGCGGUCUAGCUGGAGCCCUGGACCACCACCGGAUGGAGGUCUCGAGGCGUGGCUCGUCGUGCUGGGCGCCCACUGCGUCAACUUUAACUGUUGGGGAUUCAUCAAUUCAUUUGGAGUCUUCCAGCCCUACUACGUGGACCUCCUCGGCCGGUCGCAGUCGGAUGUUGCAUGGAUCGGAUCGACACAGACGUUCCUCGUCUUCUUCAUCGGGGCCUUUACCGGGCGGCUCACCGACAUGGGCUACUUUCGGCAUCUCUACAUCGCGGGCGUCACCUUCAUGUUGACGGGCAUCUUCAUGACGGCUCAAGGCACCCAGUACUGGCACUUUUUGCUCUCGCACGGCAUCUGCAUGGGGAUCGGGUACGGAUGCCUCUUUUGCCCGGUAGUCGCCGUCACGAGCACCUGGUUCUCCAAGAAGAGGGCGUUUGCCAUGGGCAUGGUGGCCUCCUCCACCGGCACCGGCGGCCUCGUCUUCCCCAUCAUGGUGCGGCAGCUCCUGCCGAUGGUGGGCUUCUCCUGGACGAUGCGCACCAUUGGCUUCGUGCAGAUGGCCUUGUUGUUUGUCUCUGGUUUCAUCGUCAAGACGAGGGUUCCUCCUAGGAAGCAGGGUUCGUUCCUGGAUUUAACUGCUUUCAAGGAGCUGCAGUACGCAUUUUAUGUUUUGGGGGCGUUCUUCUCUUUCUUGGGCGUCUUCGUCGUCUUCAUCUUUGUCGUUUCUUACAGCCAAGACAUCGUGGGGCUCUCGUAUACAGACGCACUCAACCUCAUGAUGGUGCUCAACGGCGCCGGCGUCCCCGGCCGAAUCGUACCAAACUACAUAGCCGACCGUGUCGGGGUUAUCAACAUGUUUAUAAUCUUUGCCAGCGUCUCGGGCAUCUGCGGUCUGUCCUGGAUGGCGGUCACGACGGUGCCGUCCAUUUACCCCUGGACCUUUUUCUUUGGCUUCUUCGCCGGCGGCAUACAGAGCCUCUUCCCCGCGGGCGCGUCUGCCUUGUCCCCUGACCUGCGCAAGAGGGGCGUGCGCAUCGGCAUGGUAUUUAGCUGCGUUAGCAUCGCGGCGCUGACGGGGUCGCCUAUAGCCGGAGCCCUCAUCUCAGCCAUGAAUGGGAGCUAUAUGGCUGCUCAGUUGUUUGUUGGGGGUUCGCUGUUGAUGGGUAGUGGGUUCCUUGUCGCGAGUAACAUCGUGGUCAGCAGGGAGUUGGGGAAUAUUGGAUGGCCAAAGGUGUGAAGAAGGAUUUGCACUCUCCCCAGCCGUUUGAUAUGCAUAUUCAGCAACCGGUCAUGGCACUCCUUCCUUCUUCCUAUUUUCCUUUGUUAUUUUAUUUUCAUUUUAUUUUUUUGUAAAUAAAAUAAGGUGCUGAAAUGCUGGCCAAGAGAGUAGUGAUCUCACCC
Pyricularia grisea is the source of this 1977-nucleotide messenger RNA. RefSeq lists its product as uncharacterized. The transcript has 2 exons. Lineage: Eukaryota; Fungi; Ascomycota; Sordariomycetes; Magnaporthales; Pyriculariaceae. Gene Ontology annotation, biological process: transmembrane transport. The record is from RefSeq and is a predicted model, not a curated record. Gene Ontology annotation, cellular component: fungal-type vacuole membrane. Bases 245 to 1813 code for a protein of 522 amino acids. Gene Ontology annotation, molecular function: transmembrane transporter activity.